Hippocampus comes (tiger tail seahorse) is the source of this 1506-nucleotide messenger RNA. Its product is annotated as protein FAM3C. The record is from RefSeq and is a predicted model, not a curated record. The transcript has 10 exons. Lineage: Eukaryota; Metazoa; Chordata; Actinopteri; Syngnathiformes; Syngnathidae. The coding region runs from base 552 to 1226 and encodes 224 amino acids.
AUCACUUUUUAUAGCGCACAAUGGGCCAUAGAAAGCUUCCACAGCAUCCAGAGAGAUUUCAUUUUCCCAAAUACGUUCAAACAUACUCGCAGGUAUGUUCAAACUUAUUUGCCAAUCACAAUUUUUGAGACCUCAUUGGCAAUUCCAUGCCUCCGUACCAACAGAACCCAAGGACAGGAACGUACGUAUUAAAAAUUGUUUUCUCUCAUCGUUUUGUUUUAUGACGGGGGAUAGUGACGUGUCCAAACAAGACUCGGGCUAUUGUUUGCUUUAAGCUCUAUCGGUGAACUGUGAAUGGAUGCUGUCCCAUAUUUGACAUUGUGUGUGGGAGAAACUUGAUCGUCAUGUUCACUGUGGGUGUGUGCCCGUACAAUGUCACAUCCUGCUUACUUUCCCAACACAAGGAUGAGCGCUCUUGCAUAUCCAAAGGUCCUUCCCAUGCAUAUAUGCGUGGCAAGGCAGCCUGAACGGAUGACAUGACACCAACCAGCUGUGGUGCUGACAGCAAAUAAUACAUCAGGAGCAGAACAGCCUCUUUUUUUUUCGGAGACAUGAAGCAUCGAGUUGCUCCCUAUGCUGCUGUAAUUGUAGUUCUUGUGGUCACAUGGGCCAUCUCGCACGACUAUAUACGCAUACAGCUGAGAGCAAGAAAACUUUGGGGGAUGAAAAGCGCGGAGCAAUUCAAACCAAAAGUCCAACCAAUCACGUCAGCCGAGUGCAACCUCUCUGGAAGUUGCCCCCCUGAUCACUUUGCAAUACACGUGCGCAGCGGAGCAGCUAAUGUUGUCGGGCCCAAGAUCUGCUUCGAUGGUAAAACCAUCAUGAGUCACGUAUUGAACAAUGUGGGACCUGGGCUCAACAUUGUCGUCGUAAAUAGUGAGAACGGCGCUGUGGACAGAUGUGGCUAUCUGAAUAUGAAAGACGGAGUCCCAGAGGACAUCUUGGCGUACCUGAAAGAGAUUAAACCUGGAGAGAUUGUCAUUGUGGCCUCCUUUGACGACGCGACAACAAAGAUGACAAAAGAAAUGAGGGAGAUUUUUGUCGGAAUGGGCAGCGCUUUGAUCGAAUCCGUAAGUUACCGUGACAACUGGGUGUUUGCAGGAAGAGGCGGGACAGCAAGCAGAAGCUCCUUUGAGAAGCGAGCUGCUAAUGACGACGCAAGCAACGUUUAUGACGGAUGGCCCAUGGCAGUGGAGGUGGGCGGCUGUUUCCCCAGAAGCUCUUAAAGGACAUUUUGUCAUCAGCAGGAUGAUAGGAAUACAUUUGAUUCUGAAACUGGAGGACCCUAUAUGUCAGCAUCCAGACAGAAGCAUAAAACCCCAAAUGUUUUCUGCCACAAUUAAAAAAAAUAAAACAGUUAACUGCAAACAGACGUAUUUCUUUCUGGAUGGUUUCGAUUUGGUCUGUCACAUGGAAUUUGAACAAAAUUAAUUCACUUUUAUGGUUAUACACGAUGUGGCAAAAUGUACACACAGUAUUUCCUUGAAUAAAUGUGUAAACGCAAUA